ACUCUGAAAAUAUGUGUAUUGUAUUAUAUCAUGUAUAAUAUCAUAUUCAUCCUGUCAGAAUGACAGAAUGAUGUGAUUAAUUCAGGAACGAUCACGCCCAAUACAGUUAAGAGCCUGAGGGUUCGCCAUCAUGCAAAUCCCUCGUUCAAACAGGUUUUAAUAUUCAAAUAAGGCUUGACAUGUUCAGUUGUAGUUUCUUAAUAACCAUCCUCCAUCUUAUGACCAAUCUUUGUGCAGGUUGCACAAUCAGGUCAGGUGUUUUUGCUUGGCAUGUGACCAAACUUUUGAGGAUUUAGUUAGAUUUUCAACGUGCACGCAUACUGUGCACUACCUUUAGCAACCAGUAGGGGGCACAGGUGAACAUUCAGUAUUUAAAAAAAUGCAUAUUAACAGUUUUGUAGGCCUAAAUUAAAGUGUCCUCACGUUUUUGUGUUUUGUGACAAUAAUCUAUAUAAUUAAGAAAAUGUUAAUGAUCAUUUGAGACAUCUUAAAAAAAUCUGGGUGAGGGUAAAACUAUUACAGUAUAACAGUUAAUAUACAGUUUCGGCUCUCAAUACCAAGUGAAUUUAUAAUUAGUCUGUUAAAGUCCAGGUGAGUCAGGGGCUUUAACCCAUCACAUGAAUCAAUGAUGUGCUGUCACCGAACUGGACAACACUGGCACACCCAAGCUGACUCAGAAACAGGUGUAAACAUUACUUGACCUUACCUGACGCAGAUGCUGGGUAUCUGUCCUGAAACCCACAGGUAUGAAUCAUUAUUAAAACUAACAGAAGAACAGAGAGUCUAAUAAACUGUUAGCUUCCUGCUCUCAUUCUCAACAGGUAGCCUACAUAUUUUUUAUUUUAUUUUUUGGAACAGAGAAUCUGUGUCUACAACAAGAGACCCAUUUUUAUAACAAACAAUUAAGCUUCACAUAGCUUGAUUUAUUAUAUCAGUCAUAUCAACAGCAUACAUGCAUUGUUUUGUGUCAGGUUGUGUAAAGUAUGAAUGGGUUUAUACCUCUUUUUCAAAAGCAUACAACUUUGGAAAAUCCCUGUAACUAUAAUUUGCAUAUUGUUUUUUUUUUCUUCCUGCUUAAAGCAUAUGUGACACACAAAGUGCCCAUUGUGAUCCAUUCAUGGGGAACAGAGAAUUGUGGCUACCCAGCACUUUGUAACAAUGUAUAGUGUGAGCUUGCAUCUUUCUUCCAGUCAACCCUUUUAGCCAGCUCACUGACUUUUGAACGUUAAGUAACAGUGUAGAACAGGAUAAAAGGUUUAAACAGAAUUACACUUCAUGAAUAAUCAAAUAGUGGCUAAAGGACUGAACUUUUCUCUUACAUCGAUCUCUUCCCAAACCUGAACAGUAAUACACAUACAGUUCGGCUAUAUUCUACACCAAAUCAAAUAUGCUCAAGUAACACAAAAUAUUUGAAUGAUACCAUUUACCGAAAUAUAAAUAUAAGUGUAUACUGAAAAAAAAAUACUUUGGAAAAAAAUAUAAAAAGAAACGGCAAACAACAUUAAAUUAAAUGCAAACCUUCAAAGUAGAAAGAAUGAAAUAUUGUUGACUUUUUUUGUGUACAACUUGGAGGGAAAAAAUAUUAAUCCAGAAGAGGGAAGAAACUACGUUUUUUUUAUCAUUAUUAUUAAAUAAAUCAAGCACUGAUUAUGCAGUUGCUUUAUCCGCGAGGGUUAACAGCACGAAUGUAGAAGCUCUUGACAGAAGCAAAACAUUGGCAGGUCUUUUGUCGACACCUAUUGGCAAUGCGGCGGUACUACAAGUAAAAAUCAGCUUCCCAUACACAGAGUGACGUGUUUCUGUAUCAGUACACCCACUUACCUCAGCUACAACCUUCCGGAGUAAAAUCAAAAAUAUUCGUUUAACUAAACAAAAACGUUAAUUCAGUUGUUGACAGUUUUUUUACACCUUCUGGAGCAUGCGCACUGACGGUCUGUGAAAUUCGCUGUUCGCUGUGUUUAUCGUUUAACUGUUACCGGAGGUUAAUCUCUGUAGGGAUACGUAGCGUACCGGAGCUGGUUAUGGCGGCGGGACCAUGAGGUGUCCGUAUUCAUUGUUAUACCGGUAUUGGAGUGUGUAAAGAGACUGUGACCAUGGCUGGUGUUUUUGAUAUCGACUUGGACCCGCCGGAGGACAACGUGUCAGACGAGGAGCUCGCCGACGGGGCCAAGAGCAAUGAAUGCCUGGACCAGUGCAGUGGCUUUGAAUUUAUGGAAGACUGCGAGAAGUUCGAAAUCUCUGAGAAUAGUGUGAAUCGAGGCACAGAGCAGAUUCGUCCAGAAUGUUUUGAGUUGCUUCGUGUUUUGGGUAAAGGAGGAUAUGGAAAGGUUUUUCAAGUUCGCAAGGUAACUGGGGCAGAUUCUGGGAAGAUAUUUGCCAUGAAGGUCUUGAAAAAGGCCAUGAUUGUUCGCAAUGCAAAGGACACCGCUCAUACUAAAGCAGAGAGGAGCAUUCUAGAGGAAGUUAAGCAUCCCUUCAUUGUGGACCUCAUAUACGCCUUUCAGACAGGAGGCAAACUUUACCUCAUACUGGAGUACCUAAGCGGUGGAGAGCUGUUCAUGCAGCUGGAGAGGGAGGGGAUCUUUUUGGAGGACACAGCAUGCUUUUACCUGGCAGAGAUUUCCAUGGCGUUGGGUCACCUUCAUCAGAAAGGCAUUAUCUACAGAGAUCUGAAGCCAGAGAACAUCAUGCUCAGUAACAUUGGUCAUGUGAAGCUGACAGACUUUGGACUCUGUAAGGAGUCGAUCCACGACGGUACCGUCACACACACCUUCUGUGGAACCAUAGAGUACAUGGCACCAGAAAUCCUCAUGAGAAGCGGCCAUAACCGAGCUGUGGAUUGGUGGAGUCUGGGAGCCCUGAUGUAUGACAUGCUAACAGGAGCUCCCCCAUUCACCGCAGAGAAUCGGAAAAAAACCAUAGACAAAAUCCUAAAGUGCAAACUGAACCUUCCACCUUACCUCACCCAAGAAGCACGGGACCUUCUGAAAAAGCUGCUGAGAAGAAAUGCAUCAACGAGGAUGGGAGCAGGUCCUAGAGAUGCUUUAGAUGUCCAGGCCCACUCCUUCUUCAGACACAUGAACUGGGAUGAUCUGCUGGCUUUUAAAGUUGAACCUCCCUUUAAGCCUUUUUUGCAAUCAGCAGAUGAUGUUAGCCAGUUUGACUCCAAGUUCACUAGUCAGACUCCUGUAGACAGUCCCGACGACUCGACACUCAGCGAAAGCGCCAACCAAGUCUUCCUGGGCUUUACGUACAUCGCUCCAUCUGUGCUCGAAAACAUCAACGAGAAGUUCACUUUUGAGCCAAAAUCCCGUUCACCUCGCAAGCUUCUGGGAAGCCCAAGAACACCAGUGAGCCCUUUGAAGGCUGAAGGGGAAGACGGUUGGUCUCGGGGCCCACCCUUCCCAGAAGUGCCCACAACCACCCCCUCUCUCCUGCCGCCCACUGAUAUGCCCAUGGAAGUGUCUAAUGUUGAGCAGAUGGACAUAAGCAGCAACAUGGAGGUGUCAGCCCCUCUCCCCAUCAAAAAACCACUGGGAUCCAACACGGGGUCCUUCGUGAAACCAGCUCACCCAGCGGGCGGCAGGAGACCCAAGAAUCUGAGGAUGAAUCAUUGAUGAGUGUCUUAAGUUUUGUACUUUAGGAAUUUAUCAAAUUACCCAAAAGGCCUUUCUGCACCCAAUUUCUGUCACUUAAACACUUGCAGCAUUCGUGUACUUCAUGCAAGCAUGCAGAGCUUGUCCUCUCUCUGCUUGCACCAUGGCGAGGUGGUCUGCUGCUUGCUAUGAAAAAGAAAGACCACCUUACACUUUAGGCGACUCUGAGCAUGAAUUUCCCACUUUAUCUUUUAUACACCAUGCUCAUGCAAAAUGUGAGGGAGAAUUCGUAGUAUCUUCUGUAUAUUUGAAGUUGAGUUUGAGUCACUUAUUGUGUUUUGCUUGACUGUAUGAUGUUGGGAUAGCUGUAACAGUAUUAAAAUGGAUAGUUCACCCAAAAAAUAUCAAUUCUGUCAUGUAUUCACCCUUAUGUCAUUCCAAACCUGUAUAACUUGCUUUCUUUUUUCUGUGGAACACAAAAGAUGAUUUUCUCAGCGUUUUUUUUUUUUUUUUUUUUUUUUAAGCCCGAUUGACUUUCAUUAUGUGGGCAAAAGCAACUGAAUUAUGCUUCAAAAUGUCUUCUUUUGUGUUUCACAGAAGAACAGAAAGUCAUCCAGGUUUGAAACAACAUGAGGGUAAAUGAUGACAGAAUUUUAAUUGUUAGGUGGAUUGUCUUUUUAAAAUGGCGAGAGAAGAUUAAGGUCUACAUGUUGAUGAAUCUGUCUGAUUUAUGAUGUAUUUGAUUCCUAAUUCAUCAAUAGUUGUUUAGACUCCUAGAAUCACAGGUGUAGGGCACUUGGAGAUCUACAGUCGUUUUAGCAUUACCUACCAAUGCUAAACUAUGAAGUAUAGUUAUGUAUAGUUAUAAACUAUGAAGUAAAAAAAAUAUAUAAGCUGAAAAAUAUAAGCUGAUUUUUUUUUCCCAUGUAAAUUCAUUUGCUGUAAGUUCAUGAGACAGUAUUAGAUGAUUUCAAGAAAUUAUUCUCUUGUUUUGGUUUGUUCUUGAUUACAUUUCAUAUUCAUACAUUCAGGUAUGAAUCUACCUGCGUUUUUCUUUUUGACAGUAACAAGCUAUUUUUCAACCAAACUGUCUGACCAAAGAAAAUUAAAAAUACUAGAUUACUGGAUAAAACUGGAUAAAUCCUCUUAAUCCAGAAUACAGUUACUUAUUUCUAAACCACAACCACAAAUACCAUUAAUACUGAUAUGCUGUCACCCAUCUGUGACAACUAUUGAUUUUAAACAGAAUGUUUAUUUAAUUUUACUUUUCACCCUAAAGAGCAAAAUGAGUAUUGAAAUAAUUUCCUUAACACUUCCCCUAUCAGUAAUUGUUUUUUUCCCUGAAUGUGAUUUGAUUUUUUUUUUUUUUUUUUUAACUAUUUAUUUUUCAGGUGCCAUAUAGUUUUCUAAACUAUGCAAAUUAUUUAUUCUUUAUAGUCAAGAAUGCUGUUCUGGAUUUAGCCUGAUUAGUUUCAUGAACACAAAGACAUGCCAACCUCUUUAAAUUUUAUUUUUUAGUUCUUCUUUCUAUAAUGGUGUUGGGGUCAAAGUAAUUUUAUUAAUCUCAAGGACAUUAAAAAUGUUGGGAUUUUAAGUAUGUUUUCAUGAAGUGCACUGUGCACCAGAUGAAGGGAAAACCACUUGAUUAUUUAUCGUUCUAUUGAAUUUUGACUAAAUAAGCUUGGAUAUAUGUGGUUAAGGUAAAAGAAGAUCUCUAUUCUAGAUGAAUCCAGAAUGAUGGAAGAGUAAUAAAGUAGAAAAUAAAAUAAAAAUAAACAAAAAAAAUCAGUAUCUAUUUCAUUGCUGUACAUAAACAUGAUUCUUCAUGAAUAUUGGUGCUCUUUCCUUGUAUUAUAGUUCUUAUAGAUUCAAUAUUUAUGAUGAUGUGACUCCUUGAACUGGUGAACACCGAAUCUGCAUCUUGUUAAGAUUUGCUGUAUAUGUAAAGCAGGGGUUAUUUAGACAAAGUCAUCACGGGUGGUUUCAUGUAUCGUGUUUCACAGGCAUUCCUGUGUUAUUGUUAUCAAUGAACAUCUGCGUGUGAGGCUGCAAUUGCGUCUGUGUGACCACAUUUAAACAAUUUCUGAUUGGCACACUUUUUUUCCCAUGGUAAUGUAAAAUAGGCUUGUUUUCUGCUUGAGAACAUUGUUCCGUUGUGACAUUGUAACUCACUGAUUGAAUGUGAUGUUAACCUCAAUCCUCAAACUCUUAAUUUCUGUAAUGUAGAUUGUAAUUGUGGUUGGACAUUAGGAGGCCAUUGCUCUGAUUGAACUGUCUGGACUUUGCAGCAGUUUCCAUCAAGCCAAUAAUUGGCUGUACUCACUAUGCACAGGAAGCAUGAUUGUGAAUAUCUUAAGCUGUCAGAUACAGUGCCUACUGAUAAACAACAGCCUGCUGUGCUGUGGCGGUUAACAGCCCGUAAUGGCUUCAUAUGUGAAUUUUGCCUUUGCGUACACAAAUAUUGACCAUUUAUUCUAUGCAAUGCUGUCUGAGAGAGAGGGGUCUGUAAUGUUGCAUAAAUGGCGUUAUG
Messenger RNA from Cyprinus carpio (common carp), 6126 nucleotides. RefSeq names its product ribosomal protein S6 kinase beta-1-like. Gene Ontology annotation, biological process: protein phosphorylation; signal transduction. NCBI's taxonomy places the organism in Eukaryota, Metazoa, Chordata, Actinopteri, Cypriniformes, Cyprinidae. The record is from RefSeq and is a predicted model, not a curated record. Gene Ontology annotation, molecular function: ATP binding; protein serine/threonine kinase activity.